Molecule: messenger RNA, 3491 nt
Organism: Panonychus citri (citrus red mite)
Lineage: Eukaryota; Metazoa; Arthropoda; Arachnida; Trombidiformes; Tetranychidae
Product: bestrophin homolog 24-like
Molecular function (GO): chloride channel activity
Source: RefSeq, a predicted model, not a curated record
AUCAUGACUCAUACAACUUAAGGGGUUGCCCUAGUUUGGAAUCAAAAUUGAACUUUUUUUUUGAUAAUAUAUUCAUUCAUUAAUAUCACUUGGAUACAAAAUUCUGGUUCAAUACUCAUCUCAACACUCACACUCACACACUUACACAUUGAUUGCCUUGUUUGCUUAUAUUGAUUGUUGACAUAAACACUUAACCAGUUUUCUGAUUUUUUCAAUGUUACCCAAAAGGUAAUUACUACUAAAUCAGUCUACUGGUCAACUGGAAUUACAUCAACACCAAUUGAUUAUUGCUCCAUUUUUAAUUCAAGUUAUUGGUAAAAAGAGAUAUUGAAAGUGACCAUUGAUUUGGUAGGAACAAUAAACACCAUCAAUAAAGUGAUUGAUUGGAGUUGCUUUUUUUAUAAUAUUUCGAUUUGAUUGUAAUACCUAAAAAUAGAAAUCAAAUCAGUGAUCAACUAAUCAACCAUGACCGUAACUUAUUCACUGAAUGUGGCCAAUACAAGACUCAGCGGGUUCGCUAAAUUGUUACUUCGUUGGAGAGGAUCAAUUUAUAAACUACUCUAUCGGGAGAUGAUUAUUUUCUGUGUCUUCUAUUACAGUCUAAGUCUCCUUUACCGUUACCUAUUAGAUCCAGACCAGCGAAGAGUAUUUGAAAAAGUUGCCUUAUAUUGUGAAGCCUUUUCCAAGUUGAUUCCUUUAUCAUUCAUACUUGGAUUUUAUGUUUCAAUUGUGGUCAGUCGUUGGUGGAAUCAGUAUAAUGCUAUUCCAUGGCCUGAUAAUCUUCUCAUGAUGAUCACUGGAACUGUUCUUGGUGACGAUGAACGAGGCCGACUAAUCAGACGGACCCUUGCUCGUUACCUGUUAAUCCUUCAAGCGGUCACUUUUCAAGCGAUAAGUAUAUCGGUUAAGCGCCGAUUCCCGACAAUAGACCAUCUCGUCGAAGCGGGUAUUAUGACUAAAGAGGAAAAACUUGCCUACAACGAUAUCCCUGGUGUCUAUGGUAAAUGGUGGGCACCCGCUACCUGGUUUACCACUUUGGCCAUUAGAUCAAGACGAGAAGGUCGUAUAAAAGAUGACACCAUGUUGAAGCAUUUACUUCAAGAAUUGUACAAAUUUCGAGGAGGUUGUGGUGACCUAUUCGCUUUCGAUUGGAUUUCAAUUCCACUAGUUUAUACUCAAGCAGUGACCAUUGCCGUUUACACUUAUUUUGCUGCCGUUAUCAUGGCUCGACAAUAUCUUGACCCUAGUCAAGGUUAUUCUGGACACGAGGUUGACCUUUACAUUCCAGUUUUUACUUUACUUGAAUUUUUCUUCUUCAUGGGCUGGCUCAAAGUUGCCGAGCAACUGAUUAACCCUUUCGGUGAAGAUGAUGACGAUUUUGAACUUAAUUACAUUCUCGAUCGUAACCUGGUUGUUUCCAUGUAUGUAGUUGAUCAAAUGCACAAUCAACUACCCAAACUUACCAAGGAUAAUUAUUGGGAUGACCUAAGACCUUCAUUACCUUAUACCAAAUCAUCAGUUGGUUUAAGAUCUCAACCUUAUCUUGGGUCAGCAAUGAAUCUUGAUAUUCAUCCAGAAGACUCAGAAUUUAUUCCUCCUUCACUGGAAACCAUCAUGGAAGAUGAUUUAAUCUCUGAAACUCAUACUCACCAUCGAUUCAAUCAACAUGGUAACAGUGAUUUGGCUUCUCCCUCAGUUGCUGAGCAAUUAGUUAAUUUUGAUUACAAUACAAAUGCUUGUGAUGUCUCUCUGGGCAUCGGAAGUCGACCUCAAUCAAGUGUCUCUCAAAGUGCCUUAAAUUCAAUACAUGAUUCGUUUCUUGGCUCUCGAAUCAUGAACAUGAUACUUGGAAGUUCAAACGAAAAUAUUACAUCACAGCAACAUGGUAACAUUAAAAGUUCCAAAGAUAAAUUAUCCGGCAAAGGUGAAAGUGGAGGCGGAUUUUCCAGUGCCUUGGGACAGUUUUCCUUGAAAUCACCUCGAAGACGAACCAGAAAAAUUUCAAUUCCAAAUAAUCUAAAGCCCUCAAUUUCAUCUUCAUUAAUAAGUAAAACUUCAAUGGAAGAUUUUGAUCGUAAAAUGGGCUCCGUUUCACCCAACACUGGUCGUCAUCGAAAUGUUCUCAAUGGUCUAUAUGGUAAUGACACUUCAUCAUCAACUUCAUCAUUCUCUCGUCACCAUCCUAAUCAUCCUCACCAUGCUCAUGGUAAUUCACAUAAUUAUCCGGAUGAACGUCGAUCUCUUGUCAUUGAUCUGGAUGAAAGUACAAAUCUUGAUACACCGAAACUUUAUUCACAAACUCAUCUUGGAUCAUCACAAUUAUCAAGAGCUUUCAGUGGUUCUAUUGAUGAAACUGGAUUAGGAUUAAGUUAUCCACCUUCUCGAGCCGAGAUACAAUCAGCUGGACCUGGAUCUCUAAGAAGUCAAAUUGAUUCAAAUGUUAACGAAGAUUCAACAGCCUCUCAUAGUCACAUUUUCCAUAGUUCAUCAUAUAAUAAUGAUGUUGAUUCAUCGAUAAUCAUGGAUGGUAUUCGAGGAAGUCCUAGCAUUCGAAGUGGUGAAAUAUUUGGUUCCUCAUAUUCAGCACUUGGACCAUAUUCAACGACUCAAUUGGGCGAAUCUUCAGAUAUAGAUGAUGGUAUUCCUAAUGGUCGAUGCAGUGUCCCUGGAUCCAAUGGUCUAAAUAGUGCUAAUAGUAAUAAUAAUAAUCAAAAUUCAGUUGAAAAUGACGCUGAAGAAUCACCUGAUCAUUCUGGUGAAUCAGAAACCUUUGACCACUCAUCAUCCCAUGAAAGUCUGGGUCCCUAUGGAAGUAAUCAAAGUACCGUUACAAGUAUCACUCAACUUUUGGGUAAAAGUAACAAGGAACACAAAUAACCUGAUCAAAAAUGGAUAACAAUCUUUAUGAUUAACUAAUAAUCUUUUAACGAUGAACAGAAUCUCUCAAUUGUCACAAACUUAUGGACCAAUUUAUUAUCAGAAUCAUUUUUUUUCUGGGAAAUUAAAUAUCACUCAUGAAAAAUUUACAUACAUACUUAUUGAUACAAUUCACUGGAAUUUAAUUGCUACUACUUAUACAUAUAUACUAAUUAUGAUACUUAAAUCAUGACUUAAAUACACUUGCAAUUUAUUUCGAUACUUUAAUCAACACAAACAACACAAUCCAAUUACCCAACUAUCAUCACCACUACUCUUGUAUGUAAUUCAAUAUACAUUAUGUAUAUUAUGAAUAAUCAAUGUAAAGUUUCAAUAAUGUUCAUGUUAUCAAUUGAAUAAUCAUUAUCAUUGUAAAUUUGUAAGAUUCAAAUGGAUUGCAAUUAAUGGAUUAAUAAUCAACAUGAUCAAUCUUUACUUUGGAUAUCAAACAAAAAAUUUAAUUAAUCAAAUUUGAUCGAACAACCUGAUUGUGAUAACCAAUGUAACUGAAAAUUUCCUUAAUUGUAAAUCAUCCGAAAGCUAAAAUCUUAUUAUUACAUGAGAUUCAUUUUUCA